UCUGUUCUGCACUCUAUGAAUCUUACCUCCCAUCACCCCAGCACAGGUCAGCCAGGUCGCAGCCCAGCCCACGCCUUCGUCAGCGACAAUGCCCGAGCCUGUCUCCGACACUCACUCUCCAUCUCAGGACGGCCAUGCCGAAGCCUCCGACGGCAGCGCUCAGCCCGCUGCAAAAAGGCGCCGCAAUGCCGGCCGUGGUGGCUCGUCAUCGCGAGGCGUCGCUAAUCUUACUCCAGAGCAAUUGGCCCGAAAACGCGCAAACGACCGAGAAGCGCAGCGUGCUAUCCGUGAGAGGACCAAGCAGCAGAUCGACCUCUUGAACCAGCGCAUCCGUGGCCUCGAGAGCCAGCAGCCCUACCAUGACCUCCAGGUCGAAAUCAGGGAGAAAAAUGCCAUCAUCGUCGAAAUGGCCGACAUGAGGAAGCGUGUGGAGAGCAUCCUGCAUAUCAUCCAGCCCAUACUUCACCCAUCCGGAGGUCUGAACGAGCUUGCUGCUGCUGCAGAGCGUUCGCCCCUGCCUGCUGUCCCACCCACUGACCCCCGCCUUCUCAAUGCCACCCUGGGUGAGAUGGCCGCGGAGCCUCACAGUGGCAUCCAUUCACUAGUAAACUCAGAAGCACGCCGACCAUGGGGCUUCGUAGGAGAUGCUGCUCACCUCAACAACAACAACAACAAUCAUGGUCGCUCGUGGCCGGGAGAUAGCCCCCACAAUCGCGUCUCCACUGGUGGCCCGCCUGAGACGCCCUUCGACGAGAGAAUGGGGGUAGACUUUCUUCUCGAGAAUAACGCAUCUCGUCGGCCAGUUGAUCCCAGCCUGACCGCGACGUCAACACAGACAGUCGCUAUCUGUGGGAAUGGCAUUGGCCAGCAUGCUCCUUUACUAUCGCCUUACUCUACACUUCCGCGCUAUGUUCAGCCGACUUGUCCCCUCGAUGCGCUGUUGCUAGAUUUCCUGUCAGAGCGACGUUCGCAUGCGGCCGCAGGCGCUACCCUAAAGGAACUGGCAGGACCUCCAUACCCCAACUUCACUGUUGUUGUGUAUCCCGAGCGCAAAAUGGAAUCCCAUCCGCUGUCUAAGUUACAUACCGACAUUCUGCAGACAUUCCCCGACAUCCAGGGUCUCCCCGAGAAGGUGGCUAUAAUCUACAUCAUGUUCUUGGUCAUGCGCUGGUUGGUGGACCCGACUCAAGAAAACUACGAUAGAAUGCCCGAAUGGGUCACGCCGCGGCCAUCGCAGCUAUUCAAAGAUCAUCCAUUCUGGUACGACUACAUCCCGUGGCCUCGAAUGCGAGAUACCUUCAUCUCCCAACCAGCCAUCGUCGACUUCGACACCUUCUUCAUCCCCUUCACAACCACCAUAUCCAUCAAUUGGCCACACAAUCCCCGCGACGUGCUCAUUCCCGCCUCCAAAGCACACACUCUUUCUACCGCGGCAUCAAGUCCAUACUCUAGCACGGACUCACCUGCUGGCUACCCUCCCUCUCACACUCCCAACCUCUUCGCUACCCCCGUUAUCCCCCACGAUGACGAACAGUGGAUCAUGAACCCGACUUUCGAAGCACACCUGCGAAACAUCAACAACUGGAGUUUGGGCCCUGCAUUCCAUGCUGUGUUCCCGAACGCGGUGGCUGGGGUGCGACUUGAAGAUUAUGAAGAUCGAUAG
Periconia digitata is the source of this 1663-nucleotide messenger RNA. NCBI's taxonomy places the organism in Eukaryota, Fungi, Ascomycota, Dothideomycetes, Pleosporales, Periconiaceae. The record is from the annotation of a GenBank genome assembly.